This is a messenger RNA of Arachis stenosperma, 1759 nucleotides long. Its product is annotated as putative disease resistance RPP13-like protein 1. The transcript has a single exon. The record is from RefSeq and is a predicted model, not a curated record. NCBI's taxonomy places the organism in Eukaryota, Viridiplantae, Streptophyta, Magnoliopsida, Fabales, Fabaceae. The annotation marks the transcript as partial. Gene Ontology annotation, biological process: defense response to other organism. Gene Ontology annotation, molecular function: ADP binding.
UGGAGUCAACAGUCUUUGUCUUUUUGCCAUCAAAUUAUUGACAACUACUUCACAAUAAGCUUUCAUACACCUACACACAGUUCAGUUACCUUUCUCUGAAAAUUCACUUUGCUGUUGUUGAGAUCAUAUCAUCAUGGCUGGUGCACUUGUUGGUGGAGCUUUCCUUUCUGGCUUCAUUAACUUUGUCUUUGGCAGGUUGCUCACAUUGGAUACGGUCAACCGGGUCUUGGGCAAGAAACUUGGCCCUGACUUGGUUGAGAGGCUGAAAAUUUCUCUGCAUGCUGCUGAAGCUGUGCUUGAUGAUGCUGAGUACAAGCAACUGGGCGACGAACGUGUGAGGGAUUGGCUCAACUGUCUGAGAGAUGCUGUUUAUGAUGCUGAUGACUUUCUGGACGCUGUACUCACCAAAGCCGCCACUCAAAAGGAGGUACGUUCUUUGUUGCCUAGUUUCUUCCUCAACCGACAUAGGAAGAUGGUAAAUAAAAUGGAAGGGGUGGUUGCAAGAAUAGAAUUUCUUGUAAGUCAAAAAGAUAUCCUUGGUCUUCAAAAAACUACCAAGGAUAAUAACUUGUCAUCAUCAUCAUCAUCGUCAUCAUGGCGAGAAACCACAUGUCUGAUGGAAGGGAACAUAUAUGGCAGGGAGGAUGAUCAACAAGCUUUAAUCAAAACAAUAAAUGACAACAGUGAAUCUCAGUUGUCUGUGAUUCCUAUUGUUGGCAUGGGUGGGGUUGGUAAAACAACCUUAGCCAAAUGGGCGUACAGUGUCGCGGAAGGAUUUGAUCUGAAAGCAUGGGUCUGCAUCUCUGAAACAUUUGAUAUUGCUGAGAUUACAAAGAAAACCAUUGAGGAGAUUAACACAGAUUCUUGUACCCUUGGGAGUUUAAAUUUGCUUCAAAAUAAACUGCAGGAAAUGUUGUCGGGAAAGAAGUUCUUUGUUGUUCUAGACGAUGUCUGGAGCGAAGAUGCCGAUAAGUGGAAGCAAUUUAUAACUCCUUUUCAAUGUGGGGCUAAGGGUAGUACAAUUCUUCUAACAACUCGCAAUCAAGAGGUUGCUUCAGUAGUUAAAACAUGUCCCUCUUGCAUUCUUAAUGAGUUGUCGGAAGAGUCUUGUUGGUUAUUGUUUGCAGCCAAUGCAUGUUUUCCGGACGGGAACCCAACACUUGAGGAUAUCGGUAGACAAAUUGUCAACAAGUGUAAGGGCUUGCCAUUAGCUGUAGAAACACUUGGGCGCAUGUUGCAAGGAAAGGAUGAUGCUGAAGAAUGGAAAGCUGUUUUAAGGAGUGCCAUCUGGGAAUUUUCCGUGACAAAUUGUAAAAUUAUUCCAGCAUUGUUAAUAAGCUACUUCCAGCUACCUUCUUACUUGAAGCGUUGUUUCGUUUAUUGUUCAUUGUAUCCCAAAGAUUAUCAUUUUGAUAAAGAAGAACUAAUUUUGCUGUGGAUGGCUGAAAAUCUUUUAAGGCUACCAAAAAGAGGAGAGAGCUUAGAAGAGGUCGGGUGUGAGUGUUUUGAAGAAUUAACUUCCAGAUUAUUUUUUAAACCAGCGGAGCAUCCUCGUGAAAGGUACGUGAUGCAUGAUCUCUUGCAUGACUUGGCAAUAUUCCUUGCUGGAGACUUCUAUUGUAAAAUAGAAGAACUUGGUGAACAAGAAGAGAUAAAUGUUCUCACUCGUCAUUUGUCACAUUUGUCAUAUGGAACCUUGGAUAAUUCGAUCUCAAAAUUCUUUAAGUCCAUUGUGAAAUCCGAAUCUUUGAGGACAUCG